Molecule: messenger RNA, 1931 nt
Organism: Carassius carassius (crucian carp)
Lineage: Eukaryota; Metazoa; Chordata; Actinopteri; Cypriniformes; Cyprinidae
Gene: msl1a
Product: MSL complex subunit 1a
Exons: 9
Coding region: 262-1734 (490 amino acids)
Cellular component (GO): MSL complex
Source: RefSeq, a predicted model, not a curated record
GUUCAUGUCUGCAUGAUGUCAAAACGCAAACCUCGAAACGCCCGCCACGAAAUGUUGCUCCGCGAGAGUCCAAUCAGAUUCCAGACGUACCGCGCAUGCGCCGUGUGCGCAGAUUCAAACAACAUCGGAAAGUGGGCCAAAGGACGGUGAUAGAAUGGCUAUAGAAAAGGGGCCCAAAGGACACACAUUCAGCCUGUCUCAAAUCCUCCUCAUCUAUAGAGGUGGGUGUUGGUAAAACAGCUUCAACUGGAGCAAGUCGCGAUGACUAUGCGAUCCACUGUGUUCACGAGUGGAGGACACAGACUGGACACGAGCCUCAGCAAGAAGCCAUCGAGAGCCCAUGAAUCCCUGAAGAAGGAGAGUCAAGACUUCGCCACCCAUGUGCUGAGCACCAUCCACAACAGCAUAAAUCAAAAGCAUCCCCUGCACAGCAAAGCAAAUAUCAGCCGCCGGAACGUGUUGAGCUCCCCUGACCAAUCUCCAAAAGGGAACCUCGGGCAGGAGGAGAACUGGGAGACGCUGGGGGCCUUGACACUCCCGUCAACCAAGCAGAUGGGGGCCGAAGGUUCCCCGGUCAAGAGCAAAUCACUGUUUUGUCAGGCCAGUCAAAAGCACGUGGGGAAGAUGGAUCCCACGGUAUCAAAUGGCAGCAAUCAGCGGAGAGAAGUGGGGGCGGUCGUGGGGGUCCCCUCACCAGAGAACAGUCCCGAUGGGAAGCGUCGUAAUGAGAGGAAAGGCUCCGGCCUCGUGGACACGCAGACCAGCUGCAUCCGACAGAUCCUGCUGCUGCAACUGGAGCUGAUUGAACAGCAGCAGAAGCAGCUGCACAACAAGAGCAAAGAGAUCGAUGACCUCAAAGCUGAGAAAGAGAUGCUAAUGGCCCGAAUUGAACUCAUGGAGCGUCGGCUGCAGAUGGUGAGAAAAGAGGGUACGCAGUCCCGUCCUUCUCAGGCACCUCGUCGAAAGGAACCUGAGGCUGCUGCCACAGAUGACGUCCAGAAAUCUGAGGGACGGGUCCAAACCCCAAAGCAGAUGCACUUUGGAAGAAAAGGAAAAAGCCUGAAAAGGAGGUUUCUUUUCCAGGACUCCCGGAUGAGUAGGUCACGACGUGGGCAGCCCAGGUCACCACCACCACCACAGGAUGGCCCAGCUCAGAAGGAGGAGCCCCAGGAAGAGACGGAGCCUGAAUUUCAGUCUCAGUCAGAGGAACUGCCCUACCUGACUACCACAGAGAUGUACCUGUGCCGCUGGCAUCAGCCGCCUCCGUCCCCUCGUCGAGACCCCUCACCUGUGCAUGAGGACACAGUUGCAGUUCCUUCUUGGCGGGAGAGUAUCUUAGAGCCAUUGGGGCAGAAAGAGGCGUCGGACAUCCCUGAGUGUCUAGAUGAUAAUGUCUUUCUGAAGAGGCAUUCAAAACUUGAGCUGGAUGAGAAGAGGAGGAAGAGGUGGGAUAUCCAGCGUAUUCGUGAGCAGAGGAUGUUUCAGCGCCUGCAGCAGAGGAUGAACAGGAGGAAGGUCAUUCAGGAGAGUGAACCAGAGCUGCGCUCCUUCUAUCCAGACCCUGAGGAUGUGGAGUCUAUUAUGGUGACCCCCUUCCUGCCAGUGGUGGCUUUUGGAAGACCUCUGCCCAACCUGAAACAGCAGAACUUUGACCUGCCCUGGCUGGAUGAGCGUAGUCGCUGUCGAGCAGAGGUGACUAAGAAACGGACGCCUCAUCGAACAUGUCGCAAAUGAAACCGUCAGAAGGAAGCUCCUUCCGAAAUCUUAGCCUUGUGGUCUCAUCCACGUACACACCUGUAUUGCACUUUGGAUCUUCAGAAGCAGAUUGAAGGGUGAAUUUUGGAUCUCCCUGAAGCCCCCUGCAAGCUCUCCUAACAACACACCCAUGAUCAUAGUGCAGAGUAAAACACUUCAGUGUUUACGAUUGUGUC